Messenger RNA from Diprion similis, 657 nucleotides. RefSeq names its product putative nuclease HARBI1. The record is from RefSeq and is a predicted model, not a curated record. The coding region runs from base 1 to 657 and encodes 218 amino acids. The transcript is spliced from 4 exons. Lineage: Eukaryota; Metazoa; Arthropoda; Insecta; Hymenoptera; Diprionidae.
AUGGAUCUGGUCUUCCGGAAUGCGGUUCAGCUUCGAGUUGCUGAGUUGCUAGAGGAUGCAGUCAAUCAGGCAGAUGUCAGACCUCGACGAUAUAAUCACAGAUGUGAUGCUUUCGAUUUACCUGAAAGACAAUUCACCAAGUUAUUUCGGCUAAAUAAGCGUGUCGCAAAUCAUGUGAUUGAUAUCGUCGAACAAUAUUCAGACGAACCACGAAGAUCUUCAGCACUGGAUGCAACUAUACAGGUUUUAACAACACUACGCUUUCUUGCAUCCGGAAGCUAUCAACUUGACAUUGGACAAAACGUAAAUAUGGCUAUCAGCCAGCCAUCAGUGAGCAGAUCGAUAAAGGAAGUGACAAACAUUUUAGUUCGGCCAGAAGUGUUCGGCACUUGGGUUAAAUUUCCAAAUAAUUUGCAGUCCCUACUUAAAGUUCGGCAUAGGUUUUGGACGAAACAUCAUUUUCCAGGAGUUAUAGGGUGUAUUGAUUGUACACAUGUGGCCAUUUUCCCACCUCUGAGAGAUGAUGUAAAUUUUCCAGAACACAUUUACGUGAAUAGAAAAGGAUACCAUUCCAUAAAUGUUCAACUGGUACUACAGUCAACUGAAGUACCACUCACGACACGUAUAUUUGGAACAAUAGCAAUGUCCUUCCAUUAA